CACGUCGUUCACGUCUCUCGAUGACGGUUCGAAUGUCGUGAACUAUCUUCUGGACAAGAUCCCACCACCUCGGACGUAGGUAUCUAACUUCCAUGAGUAAUAUCGCCCCAACUCCUUAUGGAGAAGGGGACCACAAUCUAAGUCUAUCCGUCUUCUGUCCGAGGACCGAAACGAAAGCGGAGUCUUAUCUACCUUGUGUGCAGAUAGAAUCUCUGCCUACUCCCAACUUCUACCUCAUAUGUCCUUCGGUCUCUGAGUGGAACCCGGCCGCGGUGAGUCGAGCUGUGUCGAGCUGUGUCGAGAGAUCCGGGGCCCUUACCCAACAAGGCAUGGUGGCAUGGCCUCGACGCUCUCCCGUACUCGGAGUAUGGAGACCUGAGGGGCGCCCACUUACCUCCCGGAGCUUCCUGAAUACGAAUGGAGACGCUUCUCUCGCGAAUUCCGUGGUGUUUGGCCCCGUCUCAACCUCCAUCAGGAAUCAGUCAGCGGCGUAUCUGGCCCAAGCUCGCUGGCCCUGGCCAGCAACCUCACACGCCUCACGUUUGAGGAUCUACACCAUCCUAGCGUCGUUCUCAAAUCUUUUGCAGAAUGACAUGGGAUGGCCCUUGUUAUUCCCAGGAACGCUCCCGCCGCUAAACCUUGUCCGACAUCAUCGACGCCGAGCCCCAAACAACCGUGGAGACUCCUUAGCCUUACUCCUGAAGAGAGCCUCCUCGCUUCCCCACAACCAUGAUUUUCAAAGAUCUACCAAUCGGGUUCGAGAUCACCAAUAGCUUGUUCCUGCAUAAUCCAUUCUGGCCGUCUUUGCCGGAGGGAAACUGGACUCGGUCUAACUCCCUGGCGCGUGGCGUUUCUCUCUCGCCCGGUCAUCGCUCAGGACCCGCAAACCCCUUCGCAACGGUCACAAACCAAUCGCAUCUUUCGAAAGCUCGCCUUUGCUGGUGCACACAGCCUGCGUCGUCCAGUCGUCAGAUCAAUGCUUCAACUGAUCUUUCGUGAGAAGUCAGCGGCAAGAUGCUUCACUCAGGAGAACGCAACGGCCGCAAUCCCUGG
Messenger RNA from Colletotrichum phormii, 1053 nucleotides. RefSeq lists its product as uncharacterized. Lineage: Eukaryota; Fungi; Ascomycota; Sordariomycetes; Glomerellales; Glomerellaceae. The coding region runs from base 93 to 773 and encodes 226 amino acids. The record is from RefSeq and is a predicted model, not a curated record. The transcript has a single exon.